GAAACAAGAUCCAGCCUAGACACUUCUAAAGGAGAUUAAAGACUGAGACGAAGAAAGCACCUUCCAAAAAGACAAAUGAAAUAUCUCAAUGUAAGAGGAUUCUGGGCAGAUUAGGACAGGAACACAUAAGGUAUUUAUAGAAGACCUGGGACAGAAAUAGCCGUGUAUAGUCAAUGCGAUGCCCCAGAAACCCACUGAGAACACAACAACAGCACUUGCCGUCAGAAAAAGUGUGAUGGAUCUGGAGUCAUCUGGAGGGGGUUUGGACGAGGAUGUGGACACUCAACUCAUGAUCGAGCAGAGUCUCAAGCAGCGUCACAAACAAGCGGAGAUCACGAGCUCUUCCUCCGGUGAAUCCUGCAGGAUCAUUCAGAUCACUCCUGAGAGAGAGAAGAUAUUCAAUGCAAUAAAGCAUGGUGAUGAAAAGUCCCUCCGUAAGCUGACUGUCCAUCAGCAAGCGUUCUCUGAAGAGGACGACACAGGCUUCAUCCCCUUACACGAGGCAGCCAUACAAAACAACCAGAACAUCCUUGAGAUCACAUUUACAGCCUCUCCUGAGGAUGCCAAACACAGAAAGACUCAUCGGGGUAAGACGUGUCUCUUCUUAGCGGUGGAGAAAGGGCUUUUGGACAACGCCUGUUUCCUGCUGGAGCACGGCAGCAGUCCGGAUGCCUUGGAUAAGGAGGAAGACUCGCCUCUCGUUGUAGCCAUAAGAAAUAACCAUUACGACAUGACGAAGCUCCUGCUAAACCUCAGUGCCAGAGUUAACCAGGAGGGAGCGAACCGCAGGACAGCCCUGCAUGAAGCCGCUCGGCUCGGCCUGACGGAUUUCGUGGAUCUGCUGCUGAAGUACGGAGCUCAUCCCGACCCCAGAAGCUCCUACGGAUUGACGCCGUUAGCUUUAGCUGCACAGGCCGGAAACCUGGAGAUCAUCCGAACGCUUCUCCGGAGAGGUGCUGAUGUGGAGUCUCAGGCUCAGGAUUGUGCAUCAAUAUUAUUUGAGGCGUCUGCUUCAGGAAACCCUGACGUCAUCUCAUUCCUGCUGGAGUACGGCGCUGAUGCUAACAUCCCCAAACACACGGGACACCUGCCCAUCCACAGAGUGGCCCACCGCGGACACGUCAAGGCCCUGGCUCUGCUGAUCCCGGUGACGUCGUUGGAAGCGGUGGAUGACAGUGGGAUCAGUCCUCUUCACUCGGCGGCGGCCGGUGGACACACACAGUGUCUGGAGAUGCUGCUGAAGGCCGGUUACGACCCUAACUUCAUGCUGCACCCAUGGGUGCGCCGCAGCUAUGAUGACAAGCGCCAGUCUGCGCUCUACUUCGCCGUCUCAAACGAAGACAUCGCCUCCACCCGAGUCCUGCUGGAGGCCGGAGCCAUGCCAAACCAGGAUCCCGUCAAGUGCCUGCAGGUGGCGCUGCGGAUGGGGAACUACGAGCUGAUCAACCUGCUGCUUCGCUACGGAGCCAACGUCAAUUACUACUGCAGAGUGAACACCACGCACUUCCCUUCGGCCUUACAGUACGCGCUGAAGGACGAGGUGGUGCUGCGGAUGCUGUGUAACUACGGUUAUGACGUGGAGCGAUGCUUUGACUGUCCGUACGGAGAGGGAUCGCACGUCCCGCACGGAUACGAGGGCUGGAGUGACACGGUCAUCAAAGACACACUGUUCUGCGAGGUCAUCUCUGUCUCGUGGCUCAAGCAUCUCUCGGGAAACAUGGUUCGCAUCAUGCUGGAUUACGUCGAUCAUGUGACCUUUUGCUCCAAACUGAAGGCUGCGCUUAUGGAGCAGAAACAGUGGCCUGAAAUCUGCCAAAUUCAAGAGAACGCCCGCUGUCUGCAGCAUCUCUGUCGGCUGAAGAUCAGGGCUUGUUUGGGUCGGUUGCGUUUGAGAGCUCCGAUCUUCAUGAGCUUCCUUCCAUUACCAGACCGACUGAAGCAAUACAUCCUUUACAGAGAAUAUGAUCUCUACGCUCAGAAGCAAUGAAGCAGAGCAUGCACCUGGAGAAACACAGUGUUCAGUCUUACAGUGUUCCUGUAGCUCAAAUGGUAACGCAUAGCAAGUGCAAGGUUGUGGGUUCGAUUCCCAGGGAACACAUGUUAGGUAAAUUGUUAGCCUUAAUGCACUGUGAGUCGUUUUGGACAAAAGUGUCUACUAAAUGCAUAAAAAUAAAAAAAACUGUUAGAGCUAAUGGACACUCCAUAAUAGACUUAUUGUCCAGAAUUAUGUGCAUAUUAUUUAAAUACCAUUAAUAUGAAAUAUGAGCAAAGUCUUAAUGUUAACAAAUGUUAGCAAAUAUAUAUAGAACCAGAGGUAUAGAACGCAAUAAUUUUUUCAAAUAAAUAAAUAAAUAUUUGUUUCAAGAAAAUAUAACCAUUAAUGCAUUUAUUCAUGAAGAAAAGUGUUUUUUUUUUUUUUUUUGGAAAGUACAUCUGUGUAAAAAGUUUUUUAUCUAUAUAGAGAUAACUUUUA
This is a messenger RNA of Carassius auratus (goldfish), 2473 nucleotides long. Its product is annotated as dynein heavy chain 12, axonemal-like. The coding region runs from base 179 to 1987 and encodes 602 amino acids. The transcript has 11 exons. Gene Ontology annotation, molecular function: protein binding. Gene Ontology annotation, cellular component: cytoplasm. Gene Ontology annotation, biological process: intracellular signal transduction. Lineage: Eukaryota; Metazoa; Chordata; Actinopteri; Cypriniformes; Cyprinidae. The record is from RefSeq and is a predicted model, not a curated record.